AGAUUCAGUUUAGUUGGCGCGUGAUGGUGGUUGGAUCCAUAACGAUUAUCAAGAAGUGCUCGUCGUAGUUUAGAGUGAUAGUUUUUGUUUUUCUUAAUAAUUUUGCACUUGCUUGUGUACUAUCCGAUUUUAAACGUUUAGCCUGUGUGUUAGUGAUUUUACAAUUUAAAAAGGUGAAACAUAAAAAUUUUCUUCAUUGUUUGUUAUAUUCGGUGUUGUAUUGUUAGUAUAUACAUAUAAUUUCUACAAGUUUCAAUUGUGAAUGUGAGGAACACUGGAAAAUCGGAAAGAUACUAAAAUAACAAGCAAAAUGCCAAGAACUUCGUCUACAACGCGCUAUGAUGACGACGAUGACCGAGUUUGGAAUUGUGGUGCUUGGUUUGAAUACAUUUUGGUGGUCGUAGUGUCCUCGAUAUUACUUAUUGCAGCCUCGGUACUGACUAUUUUUUGGGUUAUAUACUACCGCAAAGGUUUCAACAUGGAAGAUCCAAAACUGCAAUUUAACCUUCAUCCGGUCCUGAUGGUUGGUGGUUACAUCACGCUGUCCGGUUUCUCUAUUCUGCUGUAUCGUAUUUGUCGUUGCUGCUCUCACUUAAUUGUUAAACUGUGUCACACUUUUUUUCAUGCAUGUUCCAUCCCAUGCAUUGUAAUCGGAUUCCUUGCUGUUUGGGACUCCCACAAUCAGACACAACACCCCAACUUUUACUCGUUGCAUUCCUGGCUUGGCUGCAUUACCAUGGGACUAUUUGCUCUUCAGUUUGUUCUUGGAUUUUUCAGCUUCCUCAUUCUUCUUUGUUGUGAAAAUGCAACAUACAAGUUCCGGUCGACCAUGGUUCCGAUGCAUGCAAGUUUUGGUGUUGUUACUUUUAUGCUGGCAGUUGCCACAGCUGUAACCGGCUUAACACAAAAGGCUAUAUUUGAACUGGGCAAUGGAACACACUACUCCCGACGUCGUGAAUUAGCAUUGAACAAAAGAGAAAAAAUUGUCGCUGAUAGGAUUUUCCAGUUUUCAACUGUAACGAUAAUAUUUUAACUGCACAAAAGAUAGACAGAUUAAUGAAUAGGGGAAUCGGGGGCAAGUCCGACACCGUGGGUAAGCCCGACACCCCAUAACUUUUCCCAGAUAUCAAAUUUUAAAUCAUACAAUAAUAACAGGAUAUCAUUAGUACGAUUAUUUUGAGUAUUUCGCAAAAUAAACAAAAUAUGCGAAAGCAAAGUUGAUGCGCACUUGGAUGUUAUUUUUAGUUGAAACGUUUUAAGGUUUUAACAGCACAAAAGCUUUGAAAAUUACCAGUAUUUUGCCGCACAUUCUAAUCUAUUCUGCCGGAUUGUUGAUCAACAGAGUUCCGAAAAAUCAUAACACGAACCGGAUAGCUCACUACAAAAGGGUAUGUUACUUCUAAGUGAAUGAAUCUUAGUAACAUAUAUUAUUCUUAUAUAUUAUAUAUUCUUCUGGCAGAACGGAUCUUACUUCUUAGAAUGGCUACACAAGCGGUAAUAAAGCUAGAAAAGAUUAAUGGGGAAAACCAAGUGUUGAACAUUAUUUAUUCACACCACACAUUCGUAUGCUUUUCCUUAGGCUACGCGAUGAUAAUCCAGAAAGCAUGCAUUUGCAUCACACAUACUCAUAUACACAUAAUUACACUUUAUCACACAUACACAACACAUUUUUAAUGAAAAAAUUGGACAUAAAGAAAGCUAACAAGGGUAUCGCUCUUGCCACUCCGGGGUGUCGGUCUUACCCGCAGCGUUUUUAAAAUAUUGUUUUUCUCCUUUUGGCAACCAAUAAUUUUUAAUGAAUCCAAUUUUUUGAAACACUGAAAAAAUUAUAUCUUUUUUAUUCAUUUCGUUUAUU
Messenger RNA from Topomyia yanbarensis, 1855 nucleotides. RefSeq names its product transmembrane ascorbate-dependent reductase CYB561 (gene nemy). Gene Ontology annotation, molecular function: oxidoreductase activity. Bases 311 to 1033 code for a protein of 240 amino acids. The transcript has 5 exons. The record is from RefSeq and is a predicted model, not a curated record. NCBI's taxonomy places the organism in Eukaryota, Metazoa, Arthropoda, Insecta, Diptera, Culicidae.